AUUCGAAGUGGUGGACAUGACUAUGAGGGACUUUCAUACAUUUCGGAUACCCCUUUUGUCAUUAUUGAUCUUAGAAACCUAAGAUCAAUUUCCAUUGACACUGAAAACAAGACUGCUUGGAUUCAAUCUGGUGCGAUCCUAGGGGAAGUAUACUAUAGGGUCGCCGAAAAAAGUAAAAAGUUGGCCGUUGCUGCUGGGGUUUGUCCUACUGUUGGUGUUGGUGGACACUUUAGUGGUGGAGGCUAUAGCAUGUUGUCUCGAAAAUUUGGUAUUGCUGUAGAUAACAUUAUUGAUGCUAAAUUAAUCGAUGCCAAUGGAAAAAUCCACGAUCGAGAAUCAAUGGGUGAGGAUCUCUUUUGGGCUAUUAGAGGAGGUGGAGGGACUAGCUUUGGUCUUAUUGUUUCAUGGAAGGUGAAGUUACUCGAUAUUCCAGAAAAGGUGACUAUAUUCAAUGUGACACGAACCUUAGAACAAAAUGCAACUCAACUAGUUUACAAGUGGCAACAUAUCGCAGACAAAGUUGAUAACAAUCUCGUCCUUAGGUUGAUCUUAACUAGUAGGGAAUCUCCAUUUCUGCGUGGUAAAAGGACUGUCUACGUAUCUUUUAUAACAAUGUUCGUGGGAGGAGUCAAUGAACUCCUUCGCGAAAUGCAAAAGAGCUUUCCAGAAUUAGGGUUAGUGAAAGAAGAUUGCAUAGAGCUGAGUUGGAUUGAAUCUGUACUCUAUUCUUGGUUUCCUAGGGGAACAUCACUUGAUGCUUUACUUGAUAGGAAAAUCAAAAAUCCGGAGGGAUACUUAUGCUUCAAAAUGAAAUCAGACUAUGUCCAGCACCCUAUUUCAAUACAUGGUCUCGAAGGUCUAUGGAAACUAAUGAAUCAACAAGGUCAAAAUCCACCAGACUUGUCGUUUACUCCUUACGGAGGAAAGAUCAGUGACUUUUCUGAAUCUGAAAUCCCUUUCCCACAUAGAGUUGGAAAUAUAUAUCAAAUCCAGUAUGGGCUGAGUUGGCAAAAAAGAGAGGAUUCUCCUAAACAUAUAGCUCGGAUUCGAAAGAUUUACCGAUACAUGACUAAGUAUGUAUCCAAGUCUCCUAGAGCUGCAUAUUUCAACUAUAGAGAUCUUGAUUUGGGAGUGAACAACAAAGGAAACACAAGUUAUGCACAAGCAAAAAUUUGGGGGGAGAAAUAUUUCAAGAACAACUUUGAUAGAUUGGUGAAAGUGAAGACUAAAGUUGAUCCAACAAAUUUCUUUAGGAAUGAACAAAGUAUUCCUCCUCUAUUAUCUUAUGCUUAAUUGGUGGUAAUUACUUAUGUAUUCUGCAAAUUUAAGCGCUCGCCAUUUGUCUGAAAAUAAUUAAGGCUUUUCACAUGGUUCUUUUACGUAUAUGUUACAAUAUUUGUAUUGAAAAAUAAAUGGAGCCAUGAUGCUCCAAAGAUUGUGUAAGAUGUAUAUUUGUUAUUA
This is a messenger RNA of Capsicum annuum, 1461 nucleotides long. Its product is annotated as berberine bridge enzyme-like 13. Gene Ontology annotation, molecular function: oxidoreductase activity; flavin adenine dinucleotide binding. The record is from RefSeq and is a predicted model, not a curated record. Lineage: Eukaryota; Viridiplantae; Streptophyta; Magnoliopsida; Solanales; Solanaceae. The coding region runs from base 250 to 1293 and encodes 347 amino acids. The transcript has a single exon.